Messenger RNA from Dermacentor andersoni, 1558 nucleotides. RefSeq names its product beta-1,3-galactosyltransferase 5-like. Gene Ontology annotation, cellular component: Golgi membrane. Gene Ontology annotation, molecular function: N-acetyl-beta-D-glucosaminide beta-(1,3)-galactosyltransferase activity. Gene Ontology annotation, biological process: protein O-linked glycosylation. NCBI's taxonomy places the organism in Eukaryota, Metazoa, Arthropoda, Arachnida, Ixodida, Ixodidae. The record is from RefSeq and is a predicted model, not a curated record.
UAGUAUGUUCCAUCCUUUACAGAAGUCAACAGUUUCAAAAGAGGUGUACAAAUAACACUUCAUCAACGCGAGGAGUCAAGGGUCAUCUAAUGCUUUCGUCUUCUACGUUUUCCGCCAAUAUUCAAACAUGGUGCGAGGAUGACAGCAUCGUGUUCAACGAUACGUUAGGGAAUAAUAAGUCUAUGUCGCUGGAAGUAGCACUCAUGUGCAGACGAGGGGCCCUACGGCCUGCACAGGGCCGGCGGCAUCUUAUCCUCGCCCUUUUAUCCGUAACAGUGCUGGCAGGGCUCUUAGCUUUCCUUAAUAGUUCGCUGGAGGAGAAUGGCGUAAAGCUUGUUUUGGAUGCGCCGAGCAUGGUCCGAAUACGCUCGCGAUACCUCCUCAGGCCCAGGGCUCGAGAAACGCGCCCACGACUUUCCGCAGUUCAAACUUGGAGCAGCGACCUGUGGGACACUGUCUUCGCUACCAAGACGCAUCCCACCGUGGUGCCGUAUCAGAAUGUCUUUCUGGUCAUCGUGAUCGCGUCUGCGCCUUCUAACACGCGUCGACGGAACGCCAUCAGGUCGACGUGGGGUCGACGUUCCACGGAGUCCAGCAGGUUCGACCGCAACACGUCCACGACCCUCUUACCGGUAUUCCUGGUCGGCGAAUGCGAAGAUUCCUCUCAAAGGCGUCUGAUACACAAGGAGGCUAAGGAAUUCGGCGACAUGCUGGUCGGCACCUACUUGGACACCUACCGAAACCUGACGCUCAAGACGAUCCACGGCUUUCUCUGGGUCGCCGAUCACCUCAGGCCCAGCUUCGUCCUGAAGACGGACGAUGACUGCUUCGUCAACGUCGGUGUACUGCUCGACGUCCUGGCGGAAACCGUGAUCUUUCAGUCAGAACCCGUCGAAACGAGCAUCGUCAGCGAGAACUCGGGGAGCGAGGUGCCUCCGGGCGACGGGGCCGCCAUUGAGCGGGCGUCGUCGUCUUCUUCGAGUCCCGGGAAUGCCGGGCGUGCCGUCGUCGCCAGAGUACCGUCCCCUCUGUACGUCGGCAACAUCAGAUGGAACAACCAGGUCGUCAGGAACCCCAAGAGCCGAUGGUUCGUUUCCGAAAGGGACUACGUCAGGGCUCAGUACCCGCCGUACGGAAGCGGAGCCGGUUACGUCCUGGACGCCCGCGCUCUCGACGUUCUCGCCAGGAAAGUGCGCCGAGUGAGACCCUUCGCGAACGAGGACGCUUACGUCGGGACGGUGCUCGGCGAGGCUGGCGUGAGACCGGUGCAAAGCUACCGGUUCGUUUCUCAGCCGUCGGGCCUGUGGACGUGCAACUUUCUCUACGUCGUGGUCAUCCACGGGGUGUCUCACGACGAUCACCGUAAACUCCUCGACAAGGUGAGGGCCGCUAGGGAACAGUGUCGCGACGUGGAACGCGACGUCGGUUGGGACUGAGACGACACUCGACGGUUGUAGAAGAACGAAUGGCGACACUAUAUAAGAUGUAAGUGUGUGAUAGCGUUUUUGUUGUCAAAGGACAUGAGUGCUAAAGAAAGGAGACCGCGGAAAAAAAAUAA